Messenger RNA from Serendipita indica DSM 11827, 1602 nucleotides. The record is from the annotation of a GenBank genome assembly. Lineage: Eukaryota; Fungi; Basidiomycota; Agaricomycetes; Sebacinales; Serendipitaceae.
AUGCCCAAGACUACCACAGGUUCGUUGGCUUACCGACAACGCGAAAAACCCGGAAUGACUUUGUUUGGAAGCGUCGUCGAAACUCUGCGGCUCAAGGAUGGCACACUCUUCUCUAUGCCAAUCAACUUAGAUGUCUCCAGCGAAGAAGUUGAUACCCUCAAAAUUGCUCCGGGUUCCCGUAUCGUUCUUAGGGAUCCGCGUGACGAGGCACCUUUGGCGAUUAUCACUGUCGACGACAUCUACACUCCCGAUAAGGUCGUCGAGGCCACCAAAGUAUUCGGAGACAAUGACUUGGCCCAUCCCGCGGUUGCCUAUCUUCAUAACCGCGUCAAAGACCGCUAUAUUGGUGGCAAAGUCCAAGCAAUCCAGCCUCCGACGCACUUUGACUAUGUUGCCCUGCGAUUCACACCUGCAGAACUGCGUGCCCACUUUAAGAAACUCGCAUGGCGCAAGGUUGUCGCAUUCCAAACACGCAACCCGAUGCAUCGUGCUCAUCGAGAGCUCACGGUCCGCGCUGCUCGCCAACGCUACGCAAAUGUCCUCAUUCACCCCGUCGUUGGCCUUACCAAACCAGGUGAUGUCGACCACUACACGCGCGUACGUGUCUACCAGGCCAUCAUGCCCAAAUACCCCAAUGGAAUGGCACAUCUCGCUCUGCUUCCUCUGGCCAUGCGUAUGGGAGGUCCUCGCGAAGCAGUAUGGCAUGCAAUCAUUCGCAAAAACUUUGGUGCCACUCACUUUAUCGUGGGUCGUGACCAUGCUGGUCCAGGCAAGAAUUCGAAGGGUGCCGACUUUUAUGGUCCAUACGACGCGCAAACUGUCGUAUCGAAAUACAGGGACGAGCUGAAUAUCGAAAUGGUACCAUUCCAGCAGAUGACCUACCUGCCGAGCACGGACGAGUAUCAACCAGUUGAUGAGGUACCAAAGGGUGUUCAGACGCUUGACAUCAGUGGCACCGAGCUUAGGCGAAGACUCCGCACUGGUGCACCUAUCCCGGAUUGGUUCAGCUACGAGUCUGUAGUCAAGACACUUCGAGAGAGCUAUCCUCCUAGAACCCAGCAAGGGUUCGUUAUAUUCCUAACUGGCCUUCACAAUUCUGGAAAGGACAUUAUCGGGAGAGCCCUACAGACUACACUCAAUCAGCAGGGUGGACGCAGCGUUUCUCUCCUCCUUGGGGAAACAGUGCGAGCCGAGCUUUCAUCGGAGCUUGGCUUCUCUCAAGAAGAUCGUCACAAAAACAUUGCUCGUAUCGCCUUUGUCGCUGCAGAGCUCACUCGUGCUGGUGCCGCGGUCAUCGCAACUCCGACUGCUCCUUACGAGAGUGCUCGUAAGGCCGCCAAAGAUAUUGUGCAAAGUUCAGGUGGAGCGGGAGGCAACUUUUUCCUGAUCCAUGUCGCGACUCCACUGGAACAUUGCGAGAAGACCGAUCGUAAAGGCGUUUAUGCAAAGGCGAGACGCGGUGAGAUCAAGGGAUUCACAGGUAUCGAUGAUGUAUACGAGAAGCCUACCAAUGCGGAUGUAACCGUUGAUAUCACUCAGCAAACCAUUCCGGAAAUUGUCCACAGCAUCAUUCUGUUGUUGGAGACGAACGGGCUGUUAUAG